Messenger RNA from Aspergillus campestris IBT 28561, 1587 nucleotides. Its product is annotated as C2HC5-type zinc finger protein. The record is from RefSeq and is a predicted model, not a curated record. NCBI's taxonomy places the organism in Eukaryota, Fungi, Ascomycota, Eurotiomycetes, Eurotiales, Aspergillaceae. Gene Ontology annotation, molecular function: zinc ion binding. The coding region runs from base 1 to 1587 and encodes 528 amino acids. Gene Ontology annotation, biological process: regulation of DNA-templated transcription. Gene Ontology annotation, cellular component: nucleus. The transcript has 2 exons.
AUGCUCGACCCCGGCCUUAUCUCCUGGGCAGUGCCCCGUGUCUCCCAGCUCCUCCCCCUCGACGAGGAGUCCCUCACCCAGAUCAUAAGCUACGCCGCCAGCCUACCCACCGAAGAAAGCGCAGAGCAUCUCAAAAACCUCUUGGGUGACUCGCCUGCCGUAUUCGAAUUCAUAUCUGCCUUCAGUGCCCGACAGUCCCGAGCGAAUACCACCUUUACCCCCACGAGCAGCCAAGCUACGGCGAGAAACACCAACAACGGUCCCGGUCCAGCGUCAAGGAAAGGAAAGAAAUCCAAGCCACCCCUACACAGUCGCGGUCCUCCGCGUCGUCCAGACAACUAUGGAAACGUCGUAGGGGGCUAUAAAAAAGAGGACCUGGACGAAGAUUACAUGCCCGCGUCCUCUCGGAGCCAGCAUACUCAGAACGUACAAGGCACUGGUGGUGUGUUGAAAGGAGCAGGGGCUGGGACAUCGCCGUCAACAAACGCGCAACUUUCGGUCCCUUCUUCUCGCGAGGGAUCAGCAGCUGCAUCGCGCACUCAAUCCCCCGCACCCGGAAAAACUCCUCCUUCGGCGUCUGGGCCGAUGAUCUCAGACCUCCUGCCUAAUGUGAAAUCGAAAGCUGCCAAGUCGAGCCGCUCCGGCGGGUCCGGCGCUACGAAGUUGUCUAAAGCGUCGUUGACCACAUCUGAUAUUUCCGAUCUUACAGCUGCAAUCGCCGCCCUGGAGAUGUCGACGAACCCGACGUUAGGCGACACGGAACCCCACAAAUGCAAUUGUUACGCUACAAUCCACCCGCUCUUCGACCCUGCACCGAAUUGCCUUAACUGCGGGAAGAUAAUCUGCUCUCUGGAAGGUCUACAUCCUUGUUCGUUCUGCGGGACGCCUCUGUUGUCGGCCGAGGAGAUCCAAGGCAUGAUCAAGGAACUACGGGCAGAGCGCGGACAAGAGAAAAUGCGCGUGCACAACGAGGGUGUCCAGCGCGAGAGUAGGCCGCGAGUAGGGGCAGAACCCUCAUCGUCUAGCCAUCUAGAUGCAGCCAAAGCGCAUCGUGACAGGCUACUUCAGUUCCAGGCCCAGAACGCAAAGCGGACUCGGGUUGUUGAUGAGGCAGCGGACUUCGAGACGCCUAAUGUCGCGUCAACCAUAUGGAUGAGUCCUGCGCAGCGUGCGUUGGCACUGAAGAAGCAGCAGCGGAUCAUGCGGGAGAUGGAAGAAAAGGCCCGACCGGAGUGGGAGAAGAAGCAGACGGUUAUGAGCUUAGAUAUCAAGGGUGGUCGUCUGAGGCGCGUUUACCAAUCAGCGCCUACGGAAUCAAGCCACGGUGACGAUCAGACGGACGAGCUGGCGGAAACAGAAGCCGGUGACGGAAUCGAGGCAGGAAGCAGGAAUGGCGGGAGAGCCUUCAGCCAUAAUCCCCUUCUCGCCGCUGGGGGGCUUCCACGGCCUGUCUGGAAGGCAGCCGAUGGGAAGCAACCAGAAACCUCCGCGCGCAGAGAACCAAAGCAGACAUGGCGACGAGUUCAAGAUGACAAUGACGACAAUGAACAAUGGAUAUUGGAUGGCGGAGUGCAUGGAUACUCCUAG